Molecule: messenger RNA, 1398 nt
Organism: Botrytis cinerea B05.10
Lineage: Eukaryota; Fungi; Ascomycota; Leotiomycetes; Helotiales; Sclerotiniaceae
Gene: Bcspc2
Product: Bcspc2
Exons: 2
Coding region: 102-803 (233 amino acids)
Biological process (GO): protein targeting to ER
Cellular component (GO): signal peptidase complex; membrane
Source: RefSeq, a predicted model, not a curated record
GGACCCUUGCGAGUAGAGCUUCAUCAAGACACGGUCUCUUUGUGUACAUUGCGACAACAGCUUUCCCUCCACAUAAUUCUGAAAAAGAACAAAAAUCAAUCAUGGCUUCAGAAAGGAUAUCGGUGCAUUCUCUCCCUGAUCUCAAAAACACCUCCGACGAUGCUCUUCCCACCUACCUGAACUCUCUCAAAUUCACCCAGUCACAUACCCUCUCUGAUGCUCGUCUGGCAAUUGGUUAUGCAUCUGUCUUGGUCUGCGGUGCCUGUUUCUACUGGGACUACACCUAUGGAUUUGAACCCACGAAGUCCUACACAGCAAUUGCAGUUGGAAUCUACUUUAUCCUCAACACCUUCCUUACAUUCUGGCUGUUCUAUGUUGAGAAAGGAAUCAUAUAUAUCGGCACAUCUCCAGACAAAAAAAAUAUCAUCGAAAUCUCUACUCAAACCAAAAAACAUCAACCAAUUUAUAACUUAACAUUUAAGAUUUAUGAAGCGGCCAAAGGCAGAUCUGGUCAACCAAAGGAGGAGAGAACCUUGAGAAAACCUUUUAGAGAAUGGUUUGAUCUGAAAGGUCAUUUUAUUGUGCAACCAUUCCAAGAGAUGUUGGCGAGUAACAUUUCAGUGAUUGGAGCUGUCGAUCAAAAGAGAGUGGUUAAGAAUGAGAAGAAGGUUGAGCAAGAAGGUCAGGCAGAUUUAAGUAUGGAUGACAAAUGGGCAGCAUUAUUGAAGGAGAGUAGUGGUGAUGUUGAGACUUCUGGGGCAGAGAAGGCAGCUGGAGGAAAGAAGAGAAGCAAGAAGGUUUGAGAGGGUUGCAAUACGGAUCGAUGAGUGAAAAACGGUUUUGGUAUCAUAUCAGUUAUGGAGUUUGGUGGGACUUGUAGAAGUCAAGGGCAUCUUAGGCUGGGGCGCGGAGUAUGAGAAGGGUACCAUAUCUAACAAACUAUUUCCAAGCUUAUUCAUUCUAUGUAUUUGAUUUCUCCAACCUCAUGCCCUUAUAUUCAAAUAUUUUAUGAAUCGUUCGUCAUCAAUCCAUUAUAUCAAUCCCUUCACUUUAUCUUUCAUACUUUGCUCCCCUAAACUUACUUCUUUUCCUUCAAUGUGGAUGUUUAUACUGUUUGGAGAUUUAGAACUCCUCUCAUUCGUCUCCUUCUGCCCUGUUUCCUUAUUGAACAGGGUCUCAACAGUCCUCACAACCGCAGCCCAUUCCGCCUUCACAAAACAGACCGUUGGCCUCUGACACUGCCCCAUCCUCGAAUACUCAGAGGUCACCGCAAGCACCUGAAAACUCUGAACUUGAGACCUUUCCAUCCACAUCAUUCGAGCUUAAGGAGAGCCAGGUGACUCUAUUUCUUGGAUCAUAGCAGCGGCUCAAAACAUAUUAAAAUGGCAUCUUAUGUUA